AAAGCCCUCACUCUUCUCGGUGGUCGUUGUUUCCUCUCGAAAGGGGAGAGAAUUUCCCUGAACCCAAAGCCCACCGUCCCCCCUACUUCUCCUUUCUCCCUCUUUACGUCUCUCGCUGACACUUUGCUGUAGAUCGCUGAGAGGUUGAGAACAUCUAUUUAGUCAAAUAAGUCACCUAACUAUUGGUGAAAGAUGAGCGUCGUUGGUUUUGACUGGGGCAACGAGAGCUGCAUUGUUGCUGUUGCUAGGCAAAGGGGCAUUGAUGUUGUGCUCAAUGACGAAUCAAAGCGUGAAACCCCUGCUGUUGUUUGCUUUGGUGACAAGCAGCGAUUCAUUGGGACUGCUGGUGCUGCAUCAACAAUGAUGAACCCUAAAAACUCAAUUUCUCAGAUGAAGCGGCUAAUUGGCCGCCAAUUUUCUGAUCCUGAGUUGCAAAGGGAUCUCAAGGCAUUGCCUUUCACUGUCACUGAAGGUCCUGAUGGGUAUCCUUUGAUUCAUGCGCGCUACUUGGGGGAGAUGAGGACAUUUACUCCAACUCAAGUUUUGGGAAUGGUCUUGUCUGACUUGAAAGGCAUAGCUGAGAAGAAUUUGAAUGCGGCAGUGGUUGAUUGCUGCAUAGGAAUACCAGUUUACUUCACCGAUCUUCAAAGAAGGGCUGUGGUGGAUGCAGCCACAAUUGCAGGGCUGCACCCUCUCCGUUUGUUUCAUGAAACAACUGCCACAGCUCUGGCAUAUGGUAUUUAUAAGACAGAUUUGCCUGAGAAUGAGCAAUUGAAUGUUGCUUUUGUUGAUAUAGGCCAUGCAAGCAUGCAAGUGUGCAUAGCUGGCUUCAAGAAAGGCCAACUGAAGAUACUGGCUCAUUCUUUUGAUCGAUCAUUAGGGGGUAGGGAUUUUGAUGAAGUGCUCUUUCAGCAUUUUGCUGCAAAAUUCAAGGUAGAUUACCAUAUUGAUGUUUUCCAGAAUGCGAGAGCUUGUCUCAGGUUAAGGACUGCUUGUGAGAAGCUGAAAAAAGUUCUUAGUGCCAAUCCUGAGGCUCCCUUGAAUAUUGAGUGCUUGAUGGAUGAUAAAGAUGUAAGGGGCUUCAUUAAGAGGGAGGAGUUUGAGCAAAUUAGCAUUCCCAUUUUGGAACGUGUAAAGAGGCCACUGGAAAAGGCUAUUUCAGAAGCUGGGCUUGCCAUUGAGAAUGUUCAUAUGGUUGAGGUUGUUGGUUCUGGUUCUCGUGUCCCUGCUAUUAUCAGGAUCCUUACUGAGUUCUUUGGAAAAGAGCCGAGGCGAACAAUGAAUGCCAGUGAGUCUGUUUCCAGGGGCUGUGCCCUGCAAUGUGCUAUUCUAAGUCCGACUUUCAAAGUGCGAGAGUUCCAGGCCAAUGAAAGCUUCCCCUUUCAAAUUGCUUUAUCUUGGAAAGGCUCUGCUCCAGAGGCUCAGAAUGGAGCAGGGGACAAUCAACAAAGUACAAUUGUAUUUCCCAAGGGAAAUCCAAUACCUAGUGUCAAGGCUCUCACAUUUUUUAGAUCUGGUACAUUUACAGUUGAUGUACACUAUACUGAUGUAAGCGAGUUGCAGGCACCUGCAAAAAUCAGUACUUACACAAUUGGCCCUUUCCAGUCGACAAAAGGUGAACGAGCAAGAGUAAAGGUUAAAGUUCGUUUGAAUUUGCAUGGGAUUGUCUCUAUCGAGUCUGCAACUCUUCUGGAAGAAGAGGAAGUUGAGCUACAAGUUUCAAAAGAGCAAUCGAAGGAAUCUACAAGUAUGAACACUGAUGAAGCUUCCACCAACACUGCUCCUGCCAGUUCUAAUGAGACUGAUGUCAAUAUGCAAGAUGCCAAGGGGCCUGCCGAUAUUCCUGGAGCUGAAAAUGGUGUUCCUGAAUCAGGAGACAAGCCUGCACAAAUGGAAACAGAUACAAAGGUUGAGGCUCCUAAAAAGAAGGUGAAGAAGACGAAUAUCCCAGUAUCAGAGUUUAUUUAUGGUGCCAUGGUACCAGCAGACGUGCAGAAAGCUGUAGAAAAAGAGUUUGAAAUGGCUUUGCAGGAUCGAGUAAUGGAAGAAACUAAAGAUAAAAAGAAUGCUGUUGAGGCGUAUGUUUACGACAUGAGAAACAAGCUCGGUGAUAAAUACGAGGAGUUUGUGACGGAUUCUCUGAGGCAAGAGUUUACUGCUAAACUUCAGGAGGUAGAAGAUUGGUUGUAUGAAGAGGGUGAGGAUGAAACUAAGGGUGUUUAUACUGCCAAGCUUGAGGAGCUAAAGAAGCAAGGUGACCCUAUUGAAGAGCGUUACAAGGAGUAUACGGAGAGGGGAUCCGUGAUUGAUCAACUGGUUUAUUGUAUUAAUAGUUAUAGAGAGGCUGCAAUGUCAAAUGACCCCAAAUUUGACCACAUUGACUUGGCUGAAAAGCAGAAGGUCUUAAAUGAGUGUGUGGAAGCAGAGGCAUGGUUAAGAGAGAAAAAGCAGCAGCAAGAUACACUUCCCAAGCAUGCUGCUCCUGUUCUCUUAUCCGCAGAUGUGAGAAAAAAGGCUGAAGCAGUUGACAGAUUCUGCAGACCAAUAAUGACAAAGCCAAAGCCAGCAAAACCUGCCACUCCUGAAGCACCUGCGACGUCACCCCCUCAGGGAAGCGAACAGCAACACGGUGGGGACCCCAGUGCAGGUGCUGACACACAUCAGAGUGCCAAUGACAAAGCUGCUGAUGGCAGUGGUGAUGCUUCAGGGGAACCAAUGGAGACUGACAAGUCGGAUACUACAAGUGCUGCCUAAUUUUUUAGGACAGGUGCCUUCCCAGUUUUUCUGCUGGGCAAGAGGUUUGGUCAUACGUAUAACAAUUAUUUAUUUAGAAGCCUGGGGCGAAGAACUCUACUUGGACUGGUGAAGGGUUGUGGGAUGUGAUUCUCAUUUGUAAAGCCCUCUCUAUGGUCUGCAAUUUUAUCACUCUUAUGAUUCGAGUCUAGAUUCCAGUUUCUACAGAAGGGUUGCGAAGCAAAAAUUUAAGACUGAUAUAUGGUCUUCAUUCCCAACUUUCUCUUGUGGGAUGAGGUCCUAGGAUUAUACUCUUUCGAGAGGAGAUUUAAGUGUUUAGGGAUGUUUCGAGUUAUUGUGUGUAGAGAUAUUGUCAUUAUAAGUUUGAUCCUCUUUUUGUGGAAUGGAUUUAAUUCCUUAUGAGGGUCGAAGCUCUUGGAUUUUGUUGAAACCGUCUAAUGGGUGUGGUUCUGAUUUCAA
Tripterygium wilfordii is the source of this 3213-nucleotide messenger RNA. Its product is annotated as heat shock 70 kDa protein 15-like. Gene Ontology annotation, biological process: protein folding. The record is from RefSeq and is a predicted model, not a curated record. NCBI's taxonomy places the organism in Eukaryota, Viridiplantae, Streptophyta, Magnoliopsida, Celastrales, Celastraceae. Gene Ontology annotation, molecular function: ATP binding; ATP-dependent protein folding chaperone. Bases 193 to 2754 code for a protein of 853 amino acids. The transcript is spliced from 10 exons. Gene Ontology annotation, cellular component: cytosol; nucleus.